Molecule: messenger RNA, 2304 nt
Organism: Loa loa (African eye worm)
Lineage: Eukaryota; Metazoa; Nematoda; Chromadorea; Rhabditida; Onchocercidae
Exons: 13
Coding region: 1-2304 (767 amino acids)
Source: RefSeq, a predicted model, not a curated record
AUGUCACCAAAUAUAAAUGAUGGAGAUAAACUACCUCAGAUGUGUAAAUUGAAUGUUAUGGGUUCAUGUCCGGUAUCAUCAUCAUGUGUUCCGUCAACAACAAACAUUCCGAUUUGUUGCAAAACUGAUGCAAUGUGUCCUGCAAAACGAAUACCGUAUAUCAUUCCAGGCUCUGAUUCAACAGUAAGUUGUCAACCGGAUCGAGAAAAUUGUCCAUUAUCAUCAGAAUGUAUGGAAAGCUCAGUAAAAGGUUUUUAUAUGUGUUGUUUACGAACAAAUAAUAAAUCGAUGGAUGUAAAUUCAAAUUUGGAAAUUAAUUGUCCAGAAAAUCUUCCAACAAAUGGUCAACAAUGUCAAAUAAAUGGUGAUGAUAAAUGUCCAAAUGGAUAUAUUUGCUUGAAUCGUUUACCAUCAUCAGAAGGUUUAUGUUGUAAAACAAAACCAGUAUGUUUAAAAGGAAGGACACAUUUUAUUUCCGGACAAAAAGCACAGAUCUGUGGUCCAGAAUUGGAUGCAUGUCCAAAAGGUACAGCAUGUUUGGUAUCAUCCGUACCUGCUGUUAAUAUAUGUUGCAAAUUUGCAUCACUUCCGGCUGCAGCAUCAAAAUUCUCACGAUCUAAUUUAAUUACACCAUUAUGCUCAAAUGGUCGAACACCAUUCUAUGACCCCGGUUCACGAACACCACGUCAAUGCUUAACAUCACGUCGUGGUCAAUGUCCUAGCAAAUUUAUUUGUCAAGUAGCUAAAUCAGGUGGCUUAUAUUAUUGUUGUCCAGUUUCACCAUAUGAAUGUAUUAAUGGACGUAAAGCUUAUUUAGCGCCUGGUUCAUCAAUUCCAUUGACGUGUAACAUAAAUUUCAAUAGUUGUCCACCAGGUUACAGUUGUCAUCCGUCUGCAGAUGGUUCAGCUACAUUCUGUUGCUUAGAUGUUGCAUCAGAAGCGGAAUGUCCCAAUGGUGCUUCACCAUAUCUUUAUGCAAAUCGUCCAUUAGCUUGUCCAGCUGGAUCAAAUCGUUGUCCAACUGGUUACGGUUGUAUCAAAUCUACAGUUAACACUGUACAUCUCUGUUGCUCCGUAUCAUUUUCUCCUAUACCAAUGUGUACCGAUGGUAUUGCUUACAUCGAACCAGUAUCAAGUGAACCACAAGCUUGUUCACCUAUGCUAAAUAAUUGUCCACCUGGUUAUCAAUGUCAUGAAAGUUCAACAUUAGGUCAUUACCUGUGCUGUACUUCAGGACAUUUAAAUACUCGUUAUACUGGAUAUUGUCCAAUUGGUCAAAUACCGUAUGUCCGAUAUGCAAAUGAAGAACCACGAACAUGUCAUAUGGCUUUACAACCGUGUCCUACAGUAGCACAGUAUAUGUGUAUCUACAGUGUUGAAAAGAUGAAUUCAUACUGUUGCGCCCCAAUUGAUACCACUUUUAUUGCUCAAUCAGAAAUUUCAUCCCAACAACACAAACAACGUAUAUCAAUAGCUGAAGAUGGAUCUGGUUGUCCAAUAGGUUCUCAAACUUUAAUCGAUCAAUGGAAUCAAAUUCAAAGCUGUAAUCCAGGAAUAUGUCCACAAAUGUAUUCAUGUCAUUAUUCCGUUCAAUACAAACGUUAUCAAUGUUGCUUAAGUAUAUCAGAGAGCUUAUCAGGAGCAUUUAUAAUAGCUGCUGAUAAUGCUGAAAAUUCUGAAUGUGAACAAGGAUCAGCAAGAAUAAAGGGUCGAUGCAUGAAAUUACUUUAUCUUGGUCAAAAGGGUUGUACAGAAAAUGACCAAUGCUCGAUGCGUGUCGCUGAAGCACGAUGUGAUCGAAGUUAUUGCGUAUGUCCACGAAAUAAACUGAUACAUCAAUCAAAAUGUGUCACACAUUGUCCUGAAGGAUUCAUUGAUAUAGCCGGAAGAUGUCGUGAUCUAACAACAAUUGUCUUUAUGGAUUCGGUAGAUGAACGUAUCAAUGGUACCAUUGGUGGUUUUUGUAAGAAUACUGUUAUUGCUGAGGAACAAUGUGAUGUGGAUGAUUCAUACUGUAAUGAAAUUUCAGUUACCUGUCAAUGUAAACCGGGUUAUGAACUAAAAUUUGAUGCGAUCAAACAAGAUGAUACAGGCUCUUGCGUUAAAAUGGCAAAAAGCAAGUUUGCAAAUCAAACUUUGACAACAUUUGAUGAGACGAAUUUUAUGGAUUUUUAUCAUACGGAAGAUGAUCCAUUCAGAAAUGAUACUUUUCCGAUUUUUGAGAGUACAUCGUUAGAAGAUGAUUCGGAAAAUUUGGAACGUUAUUUAAUUCAAAUUGAUGAUCACAAUAUACCAAUCAUAUGA